Molecule: messenger RNA, 435 nt
Organism: Alligator mississippiensis (American alligator)
Lineage: Eukaryota; Metazoa; Chordata; Crocodylia; Alligatoridae
Gene: TIMM10B
Product: translocase of inner mitochondrial membrane 10B
Exons: 3
Coding region: 105-416 (103 amino acids)
Cellular component (GO): mitochondrial intermembrane space chaperone complex
Source: RefSeq, a predicted model, not a curated record
AGCCAGCGCGCGGGCGGAAGGGAGUCCCCCCCUGACGCGGACGAAGGGCGGAAGUAGGGGCGGAGUUGGCGUCAGAGCGAGGGCGGAAGUGGCGGCGCGCGGGCAUGGAGCCGUCGGCGGAGCAGCAGCAGCUCCGCAGUCUGCGGGAUUUCCUGCUGCUCUACAACCGCAUGACCGAGCUGUGCUUCGCGCGCUGCGUGGCCGACAUGGACUGCCGGCCGCUCACCCACCCCGAGGACUCGUGCGUGGAGCGCUGCGCGGUCAAGCUGGUGCGCGCCAACCACAGCCUGAUGCGCGCCUACGUGCGGCUCAUGCCCGCCCUCGUGCAGCGCCGCGCCGCCGACCUCGAGGCCGCCGCCGGGAUCGACACCGGGACCGGGACCGACACCAACGUGUUGCAGCGGGCGCCGCAAUAAACCGUCCCCCUUCCCCCCA